AUGUCAACCUGCGGGACUCAAGCACGCAAGUGUGCUAGUGCUAAAAGCUCCAAGCAGUCAUCUCACAGUUCUGGCUCAUCAUCGCGAAAAAACAUUGCUACUGCUGAUGCCAAUGCCGAGCGUCGAGGAUCCAUUCCUAUCAUGAGCAAAUUUGAUAUGCACCAAUUCGAUCGUUAUGGGGAACCCGCCUCGACGUCUCCUGUCCAAAACCUAAAACCAGAGGUCGGACGGUCGAAUACAUUGCCCGUGCCCGUGCAGUGUGCUGGGAAUGCCCGAAUUUACCUUCGAACUCAGACGAAGUGA
This is a messenger RNA of Suillus subaureus, 303 nucleotides long. RefSeq lists its product as uncharacterized. The transcript has 4 exons. The record is from RefSeq and is a predicted model, not a curated record. The coding region runs from base 1 to 303 and encodes 100 amino acids. NCBI's taxonomy places the organism in Eukaryota, Fungi, Basidiomycota, Agaricomycetes, Boletales, Suillaceae.